AUGAAUAGAACUCUGUGCACUUCAGUGCUGUUGACUAGUGCUUACAGAAUGUGUAUUUCAAAAGCCCCACGGCCCCAUUCCACUGGAUCCAUUGGCUGGGUAGUCCCUGUCUCCUCCAUGGCCCCCUCCCGGUCUUAUUCUACAAACAUCAAGGUUCGUUCCUACCUACAGUACAUGAAGCGGAAGAUCAAGCCCCCGCCAAGUCCUCCAUACCCCCAUGUCUGCCAGGUGGGUGACCCGGUGCUGCGAGCCCAGGCUGCAGUGGUGGACCCUGGGUCAGUACAGGGUCCGGAGGUUCAGGAGGUGAUCCACACCAUGGUGAAGGUGAUGCGGAAGUUUGAAUGUGUGGGACUGAGUGCGCCUCAAGUUGGAGUGCCACUUCGUAUCUUAGCUCUGGAGUUCCCAGAGCGCAUGUUGGAGGACAGCUUGCCUGCUGCACGUGAAGCCCGCGGUCUGACCACUGUGCCUCUGCGGAUCUUUAUCAACCCCCAGCUGCGAGUCCUAGAUGGACGCACAGUUCUAUUCCAGGAGGCCUGUGAAAGCAUCUCAGGGUUCUCGGCCACUGUUCCACGCUACCUCUCUGUGGAAGUCUCAGGUGAGAUAUGUAACGUGUUCCACAGAGCAGCUAAAUUUAAAUCAACUUGUUUAGUGGUGUAUUCAUUCCACCGAUUCUGUUGCAAAACUUUUCUUAAACCGAAGCAAAUGGAACGAAACAGGAAGGGACCUACCUGAAUUUCUCCAAUAGAAAAGUUAUGUUUUGCAACUGUUUGGACUAAUGAUUACACUGCAGAUUUAAUCUACCUGAAACGGCCAUCUGACCUAAGUCUCUAGACCCAUGGCUGGUCAACAUCAAAUCAAUUAGGCAUGUGUUUUUUUUUGUAUUAAUGUUUUCAUUUUUUGUUUCAAAGGCUUGAAUGAGAAGGCAGAGCCUGUGACCUGGCAGGUGAGCGGCUGGCCCGCACGCAUCCUACAGCAUGAGAUGGAUCACUUGGAUGGAGUCCUGUACAUUGACCGCAUGGACAGUAAAACCUUCAUUAACGUGAACUGGGCAGCAAAGAUCGAGUAG
This is a messenger RNA of Coregonus sp. 'balchen', 1066 nucleotides long. Lineage: Eukaryota; Metazoa; Chordata; Actinopteri; Salmoniformes; Salmonidae. The record is from the annotation of a GenBank genome assembly.